Messenger RNA from Bombus huntii, 2500 nucleotides. It is a transcript of the gene APP-BP1, whose product is annotated as NEDD8-activating enzyme E1 regulatory subunit. Gene Ontology annotation, molecular function: NEDD8 activating enzyme activity; ubiquitin activating enzyme activity. The record is from RefSeq and is a predicted model, not a curated record. Gene Ontology annotation, biological process: ubiquitin-dependent protein catabolic process; DNA damage response; protein neddylation. The coding region runs from base 176 to 1792 and encodes 538 amino acids. The transcript is spliced from 9 exons. Gene Ontology annotation, cellular component: nucleus; cytoplasm. Lineage: Eukaryota; Metazoa; Arthropoda; Insecta; Hymenoptera; Apidae.
CUAAUUACUAUUUAUUUCAAUAAAUCGUACAAUAAAAUUUUAAACUGAACUUUUCAGUUUGUAAAGGGUUACUUCUUUUUUCUUAUGAUGUUCUAUCUAUGAAACUGCUCUAUUCAUGACGAUUUGUGAAAGUUUAUAAGUAAACUUGCGCUUAUGGUUGUUUUGUUCUAUCCUUAUGGCAUCACCAGCACCGAAAUCACCAGAACAAUCUGAAAAAAACAGAAAAUAUGAUAGACAAUUAAGGUUAUGGGGUGAUCAUGGUCAAACUGCGUUAGAAAGUGCACAUGUUUGUGUCAUAAACGCUACAGGCCUUGGUACAGAAAUUUUAAAAUCCUUAGUUUUACCAGGCAUUGGGGCAUUUACAAUCGUAGAUGGAAAAAAGGUUACUAAUGAAGAUAUUGGGGCAAAUUUCUUUCUAGAAGCAGACUGUAUAGGGAAAUCAAGAGCACAGGUAGCAACACAAAUGUUGUUAGAAUUAAAUUCUGAUGUUAGAGGUGAUUAUAUAGAUGAGGAACUUGAAGAAAUUUUAUGCAAUAGUCCUGACUUUUUCAACAAUUUUACUGUUGUUGUAGCUACUUCAUUAGUUGAAAAAUCUUUAAUUCUUCUGUCACAAAGGCUUUGGGAAUUAAACAUACCUUUAAUAGUGUGUAGAAGUAUAGGAUUUAUUGCAUAUAUGAGGAUUCAAAUAAAGGAACAUACAGUCAUAGAAACACAUCCAGACAAUGAAACUCCAGAUUUGCGUUUAGAUAAACCAUUUGAGACAUUAAAGAAGCAUCUUGAUACCAUAAAUUUAGAUGAACUGAGUUUUAAAGAUCACUCUCAUAUACCAUACUUAGUUAUAUUGUACAAAUUUUUAGAAAAUUGGAUUCUAAAUAAUGGGGAAUUACCAAAAACUUACAAAGAAAAAAGUCAAUUAAAAGAAAUGAUAAAAGAAGGAAUGAGGAGAGAUGAGAAUGAUACUGCAAAUAGCGAAGAAAAUUUUGAAGAAGCUAUUAAAGCUGUUAAUACAUGUGUAGGAUGUACUGAGAUUCCAGAGAAUGUAAUGAAUAUUCUUAAUGAUGAUAAAUGCAUCAAUUUAACAGCUAAGAGUAGUUCAUUUUGGAUUAUAGCUAAAGCAAUAAAAGAUUUUGUUGAAAAUGAGGGAGGUGGAUUAUUACCAUUAAAAGGUACUUUGCCAGAUAUGACAGCAGAUACAGAAAAAUAUAUAACAUUUCAGCAAAUAUAUCACAAACAAGCGAUAGUUGAUGCAGAAGCAGUAUGGCGACGUACAUUGCAACUGUUACGACAAUUAGGAAAAUCUUCAGAUUCCAUUUCUGAAAGAGAUGUAAAGUUGUUUUGCAGACAUGCUUUGAACAUACAUGUCCAAAGGGGAACGUGUAUUGCAAAUGAAUAUGAUUCUAAAAUUUUUGAUGCAAGCAAUAUAGUGCAAUGUUUAGAAAAUCCUGAAAGUAUGAUGAUUUAUUACGUUGUUCUUAGGGGGGUUGAAAAAUUUCAAACAGAAUAUAAUUCAUAUCCUGGAGAAUUUGAUGAUCAAGUAGAACCUGAUAUAGUUAAGCUUAAGGCAUGCAUAACAAAGUUACUGAAUGAAUGGGGAUGUGGACCAUUGGUAAAAGAUGAUUAUGUUCAUGAAUUUUGUCGAUUUGGUGGAGCAGAGUUGCAUUCGGUAUCAGCAUUUUUAGGUGGCCUUGCAGCUCAAGAAGUUAUAAAAUUUGUUACAAAUCAAUAUAAACCAGUUCAUAAUACCUUUAUAUAUGAUGCAGUGACUUCAAGUUCUGGAAUAUUUUUCUUUUAAUAUUAUUAAAUAGUAAGUUAAUGGUAUGCUCCUGUAUAAAAUAAGAAUAUACAAUUUUAUAAUUUACGUAAUAAAUUUUGUUCAUUUUAUGACUGAAUAUAAUAUAAUGACAUUUUAAAAAUACAUUUUAUAAAAAUGGAAAAACGUCAUGAAAUGUGACUUAGAAACGUUUUAAGAUAUAUUAAAACUCAGGUUGAACGAGUAUAAUAUCAACACUUUAAUGUAAUAAUUAAUUGAUACACAAAUUAUUUUAUCCUUAUAUAUAAUAAUAAAUCACUAUUAAUAACCAUUACUUAUGACAAACUAUUAUUUUAAUUUAUAGUAAAUAUGUCUAAGGCAUAAAGCAAAUUAAUAUUUCAUGUCUUAUAACCAAUAUUGUACGCAAAUAUUGUACCGGUGUUCUAAUCUCAAUAUAACAAUAAAAUGAUGAAUUGUGCUUUGAUUUUUAAUUCUUUUGCUUUGUACAAUAUUAGUAUCUUAUAUUAUAUUGUUACACAGAUUGUAAAUUAACUAUAUACUGAAUUAACUAAUUAAUUAUUUGUUAUAAUUGGGGAUACCACAAUAUAAAAAUGUAAUAUUUUACUUUUGCAUGAGCCAUUUCAGUAUCUGAUCAGGAAUUAUUAAUUAUAAAAUAAUAAAAGUAAUAAAAUUACUUUUAACAUGACAUCUUUUAGAUAAAUUUUUGCUUGUAUUUAAUAAUCAAUGGUU